AUGAGUUGGAGUUUCCUGACUCGCCUGCUGGAAGAAAUCCACAACCAUUCAACAUUCGUGGGCAAGAUCUGGCUCACCGUCCUCAUUGUUUUCCGCAUCGUGCUGACGGCCGUAGGAGGGGAGUCCAUCUACUACGAUGAGCAGAGCAAGUUUGUCUGCAACUCAGGCCAGCCGGGCUGUGAGAACGUCUGCUACGACGCCUUCGCUCCGCUCUCCCACGUCCGCUUCUGGGUUUUCCAAAUCAUUCUGUUGGCCACGCCUUCACUCAUGUACCUGGGCUAUGCUGUCAACAAGAUCGCCCGGGCGGAAGAGCAGACAGACAGCGGAGGGGUGAUUGGAUUUUCGCAGAGGAAGCCCAGGAAGCCCUAUCUUGCAGGCAGGAAGCAGAAUAGGGGCAUUGAAGAGGCCGAGGAUGACCAAGAGGAAGACCCGAUGAUCUAUGAAAUGGCAGAGGUGGAGAGUGAUGAUGGUGUACCGGUGAAAAGAGGUGGUGAUGGACUAACAAAGGUCAAGGCGCGCCAUGACGGGCGCCAGCGUAUCAGAGAGGAUGGACUGAUGCGUAUUUAUGUGCUUCAGCUCCUGACCCGCACCUUGCUGGAGGUGGCUUUCUUGUGUGGACAGUAUGCCCUGUAUGGCUUCGCUGUGCCUCACACCUACGUGUGCUCAGACCUGCCCUGCCCUCACAGUGUGGACUGCUUUGUAUCACGGCCCACUGAGAAGACCAUCUUCCUCCUCAUCAUGUACACGGUCUCCUUGCUCUGUCUUGCGCUCAAUAUAUGGGAGAUGCUUCACCUGGGCAUAGGGACCAUCUGUGAGAUCGUACGCUCCCGCCGGGUGCAGCUCCCCGACGACGAGCUGUACGGGCUGACGCGGGGACAAGAAACUCCUAAUGAGGCGGGACUGAGCGGGGAUAAUUACAGAAGCUACCCAUUUUCUUGGAAUGCACCAUCAGCUCCACCCGGGUACAACGUCGCCAUCAAACCUCUUCUGGUAAAUACAGGAAACCACAACAAGCCACUACCCAUCACUGAUAUCACUAAUGCUAAGAUGGCAUGCCGGCAGAACCACGUGAACAUUGCCCAAGAGGAGCGUCAGCAGUACACCAAUAACGAUGAAAACCUGUGCACAGCGGGGAUGGGAGACGCCCCCAAAUGUGUUCAUAAGGACAUCCGUCAGCCUCAGAGCAAGCUGGAGUCUGACAAUCCGGCCAACAGCCAGCCACAGAGCCACAGUAACAACCACAGCAAGCCUCACCGUGAACGUAAACACCGGCAGGCCUCCAAACACGCAAGCAAGGCAGACGCUAACAGAGGCAGCAGCACCAGCAGUGGCAGCAAAUAUGGAGUCAUAAAGGGUUCUGAGUGGAUCUGA
Molecule: messenger RNA, 1371 nt
Organism: Anoplopoma fimbria (sablefish)
Lineage: Eukaryota; Metazoa; Chordata; Actinopteri; Perciformes; Anoplopomatidae
Product: gap junction gamma-1 protein-like
Exons: 1
Coding region: 1-1371 (456 amino acids)
Biological process (GO): cell communication
Cellular component (GO): connexin complex
Source: RefSeq, a predicted model, not a curated record